AUGUCUCAAUCCGCUUGGGUAGCCUCGCUAUCUCGACACAAGGCACGACUUGAUCCUGCAGAAUACGCAACUUUGAUGAAAACACCAGACUGGACAGCUUUUCAUGGGAAGUUGGAUGUGCUCUGUGAAAGAUAUCGUAGCCGUGGAUUCAACAAAUACAUCGAAAAGCUGGAUCCCCUGUUUCGAACACUUGAAACAUUCAAUGUUGUUAUUUCUACAAUGAUUCAGUCUGACCCUACUGUAGCCGCUUUGAUCUGGGGUGGAUUGCUGGCAAUAUUGACGCUGGCCAAGUUAGCAAAACAGAACUUGAGCGAGAUAAGCAGGAUCUUGUCUCGCAUGAAAGAUUCCUUUCCUCGAUUCGAACGAUACCUGAAACUAUUUCCCUCCAGUGAUCAACUCAAAUCGAUCGUGCAUGAGCUUUACGAUACGUACGUUGAGUUUCUUCUUGAUGCAAGAGACUUUCUCAAGAAGAACUCCCUCGGAAACCUGUUGAAGCCCCUUCUCCCAUUGCCCUCCAACUUCCGAAAACAAACAGAAGACGCAGUCUCCAAGAUUGAAGAGUAUAGCCACCAGUUCCAAUCGGAAACAGCAGUCUGUACUGCAGAAUUAACGGUGGACAUUCAUCGACUUGUGGAAAAUCAGCCCGGCCGAUUAACAAACACUUUUAUUUUAGCGCAGAGUACAAUCAUGCUUCCUCGCAACGACCAAUUCUUCGGUCGCGACUACUUACUUGACGAACUUGCCUCAAAGCUGAAAACUUUUAUCGUGCAUACUCAAGCUCUGAAACCCCAAACCAGACAAACAUCGUGUACUCUCCAUGGACUAGGAGGCUCGGGGAAGACAUCUAUUGCAUUGGAAUAUGCGUACAGAUACAGUGCGGACUACAAACAUACGUUCUGGGUGAGAGCGGAGUCUGCUGCUGAGCUUGAGGAAACUUACAGCCUGAUUGCGGAUAAGAUUCUCAAUUCUGGUGUUGCUCAUCUUCAGCAGAGUCUGAAGGCUAAGGCUUCCCGAGACUGGCUCUCAUCUACGGAAGAAAGCUGGCUUCUUAUCUUUGACAAUAUUGAUGAUGUUAAUCUUCUUCGAAAAUACCUUCCUUGCAGCACACACGGGGCUGUCAUCUUGACUACGCAGUCUUCAGACUUUCAGCAAAUGACAACCUCAAGUAUACACGUACAAGGAUUUGUCAAUAAGAAAGAGGGUGCAGCAAUGUUCAAGCACUAUCUAGCAAACAAACAACCUGAGCCUGAGCUGACAGAAACCAUAUCAGAGCUUGUUGGGGGACUCCCCUUGGCACUCGCCCAUAUUGCAGGUUUUGUGAACCAAACCAACUGCUCACUGACUGAAUUCUUGAAGGCCUUUGAGAAGAGAAACGAGGGCGCCAGGAUUUGGUCCAGCGAAAGGUCAACCACAACAUAUCAAUAUGAGGGAUCUCUUGACGCUGUCUUUGACGUGGCCCUUGGUGCACUUGAUAACAAAACCCGAACACUGCUAGAAUGUCUGGCUUUUCUAGAUCCAAAUGGAGUUCCUGAAGAUAUGAUCUUCAAGGAGCAUUGCGACGAAUGUCUUAGCUUUCUUGAUGAUGCAACUGGCAUUGGGUCUCUAGAGAUAAGAAGGAAGCUUACAUCUCGACACUUGGUAGAAGUUCAGACUGCAAGACCAAUGGCGGCCACCAACCUGACACACCCAUCAAUUGCAACUGUGCCCGCACUAAUCGUGCAUCGGUCUCUUCAAAAGAACCUUCUCUACAAGCUGAACGCAGACGAAGGAAAGAGGCAAUGUCGAUUUACCCAAGCUUUCAAGCUAGUUCGAGGUGUCGUGCCAAAGCAGUCGCCCUACCGAGCUCCUAUAAAUCACCUGUGGCCCAUCUACGAAAAGUACAUGCCUAAUUUCCGAGCUCUGCUCCACCAAUUCUCUAUUUCGGAGGAGGGAUCCAUUCAGCCCACCCUCGAGCUUGCAGAACUCAUCUCUGACGCGUGCAAUUAUCUCUGGGAGCGCAACAUAACCACUGGCUCCAUUGCGAUGAUUCAAAUUGCGGAGGAUAUAUGUGAAACGAUUCUGUCUACAGAUGAUCCAAACCCCAUAUUCACAGGUAUAUUAGCCGUGAAAGCCUCAUUCGAGCUUCAUACCGGACCAGACGGGCGAAAAAGCUGCCUGAAAACGAUGCGGCGAGCUCUUGAUCGUCGCCGCCGCUACAUCGACAUGCUCGACCACGUAGCGAUGGAAGAUGGUCUCCUACUCGGGAGUGCCUACAACAAUUACGCAUGGGCAUGCAUGGACAGUGAUGAUUUCGAGACAGCCAAUGGCCUACUCACCAAGUCGAUGGAAGCCAAAGAGAAGUAUGCCGACGAGAAAACUGCAGUGUUUCCUUUCGCCGAAGGCUAUAAGAACCUCGCCCAUAUUUCUUUACAUCAAGGUAAUUCUCAAUCUGCAAUGGACUAUAUCAGCAAAGGAAGACGGAUGAUGGAGGACUGGGCAGGACCAGAGAAAGGCUCUACCUUGCUUUUCUCAUUCAUAUUUGCGAAUAUGCUUUUCUGCACAGGAAAGCUGCACGAAGCACUUCAUGAGCAUCUUAUCACCCUACGGGGAAGAGAGAAUAUCCUAGGCCCGAAGAAUCCACGCACCCUUGAUAGUCACCAUGCUGUUGCAGUCGUAUAUCACGAGCUUGGACAGAAGGAGCCUGCCUCAUUCCACCUCGAGCUUGCUCUAUUAGAGCGAGACACCUGGUACCCGAUGAAUGUGGCGAGGAGCUUGUAUCGUCUCUCCUUGAUACGAAAAGAACAGAGUCGUCUUGAUGAAGCCAUGGACUAUGAAAACGAGGCGCUUAGUGUACGUGGGUCUCUUGAAAUCGUUAAAGAGGGCGAGGUUUCGUUUCCUUCCAGCACUGUCGCCGAUGAGUUGAUUCGAUUCGAUUCACUUGUUGCACUGUCUUCUGGUCGGAUGUUUGGCAAAUUGAACGUUUGCAAUCAAGCCAGAGCUAAACCCCGGAUCUAG
Messenger RNA from Penicillium nucicola, 2994 nucleotides. Its product is annotated as tetratricopeptide repeat protein. Bases 1 to 2994 code for a protein of 997 amino acids. The transcript is spliced from 6 exons. The record is from RefSeq and is a predicted model, not a curated record. NCBI's taxonomy places the organism in Eukaryota, Fungi, Ascomycota, Eurotiomycetes, Eurotiales, Aspergillaceae. Gene Ontology annotation, molecular function: ADP binding; protein binding.